GGCCGUCCCCACCGGGGGUGCUUCGGCCACGCGCGGGAAGCCGACCUUCCUUCCAGGAAGCAAACAAAGACAAAAAAUAAAAUAAAAAAGGAAAAAGGGAGGAAAAAAAUAAUAAAAACGAAAAACCGGAGGGAGCGGAGAGAGGCUGGCGGAGAGGAGGCGUCCGCGGCCCCCGAGCUCAGGUCGCCGGCGCAGGGCCGCUGCGCACGCGCAAGCCAGGCUCCAGACCCCCGGCGCGGCCCGCAAGGCAAGGCCCUCAGGGACAAUGGCCCAAGUAGCAGAGACUACUCAGCCCACUGAUGAGCCCUCAGACGGCAGGAUGGUGGUGACGUUCCUCGUGUCUGCCCUGGAGUCCAUGUGUAAAGAGCUGGCCAAGUCCAAGGCCGAGGUGGCCUGCAUCGCUGUGUAUGAGACAGAUGUGUACGUGGUGGGGACGGAGCGGGGCUGUGCCUUUGUCAACGCCAGACAGGAUCUCCAGAAAGACUUUGCACAGCACUGCCAGGGGGAAGGGCUGCCUGAAGAGAAGCCACUGUGUCUGGGAAAUGGGGAAGCCUGUCCUGGAGAAGCCCAGCUGCUCAGGAGAGCCGUGCAGGACCAUUUCUGCCUCUGUUACCGUAAAGCCUUGGGGACAACAGCCAUGGUCCCUGUUCCCUACGAGCAGAUGCUACAGGAUGAGGCAGCUGUGGUGGUUCAGGGCCUUCCGGAAGGCCUGGCCUUCCAGCACCCAGACAGUUACAGUCUUGCCACCCUGAAGUGGAUUCUGGAGAACAAAGCAAGGAUCUCCUUCGUUGUAAAGAGACCUUUCCUAGGUGCAGAGAGCCAGCUGGGUGGCCUUGGGAUGGUGACAGAUGCUGGGAGGCCGACCGUACCACCAAAUGACAGCUAUGGCCCUGUCAGUGUGAAAACUGAACCCAUGGAAGAUUCUGGCACUUCACCAAGGGCAGCAGCCAUGCUAAUCAAGACGGAGUCGGAAGAUCCUGAUUACAACUCCUGUAAUGUGCAAGAGUCGACUCCGAUGGUCUCUUUAGAGACCAAUGAGGACCCCGAGACUGAGGUAAAAAUGGAAGGAAAUGCAAAUCCAUCCAACCUUGUAAACUCUGCAGCAGGUGUUGAAGACCUUAGGAUCGUACAGGUGACAGUCGCAGGUGGGGACAUCCACUUAAUGUCAUCAUUAAAAAAAAAAAAGAAAACUAAGGCACAGAGGCAUCCAGUUUACCCCGCACCUCUCAUCACAGGGGAGGCGAUCGGAGUGGACUUCCCCGUGAAGGUUCCCUACAGGAAAAUCACUUUCAACCCUGGCUGUGUGGUGAUUGACGGCAUGCCUCCCGGGGUGGUGUUCAAAGCCCCCGGGUAUCUGGAGAUCAGCUCCAUGAGGAGGAUCCUGGAUGCUGCAGACUUCAUCAAGUUCACGGUCAUUAGACCACUUCCUGGACUUGAACUCAGUCAUGUGGGGAAACGGAAGAUAGACCAGGAGGGCCGCGUGUUUCAAGAAAAGUGGGAGCGAGCCUAUUUCUUCAUGGAGGUGCAGAACAUCCCCACGUGUUUGAUCUGCAAGCAGAGCGUGUCGGUGUCCAAGGAGUACAACCUGCGCCGCCACUACCAGACCAACCACAGCCGGCACUAUGACCAGUACUUGGGUCAGGCCCGGGAAGAGAAGCUUCGAGAGCUGAAAAGGGGACUGCGGAAGUAUCUCCUGGGGGCCUCGGAGAUCGUGUGUCCAGAGCAACCAUUCCCGAAUGCAAGUCCCCCCACAAACUCCGCGGUGCAGCCGAUGGAAGAGGUGGCCGGGAGCUUAUGGGAGAAGUUAAGACAGAAAAUCCGCUCCUUUGUGGCGUACUCCAUCGCCAUCGAUGAGAUUACGGACAUCAAUGAUACCACCCAGCUGGCCAUCUUCAUCCGCGGCGUCGACGACAACUUCGACGUGUCCGAGGAACUUUUGGACACUGUGCCCACGACAGGCGCCAAAUCCGGGAAUGAGAUAUUCCUGCGCGUUGAGAAGAGUCUCAAGAAGUUCAGUAUCGAUUGGUCCAAACUGGUGAGCGUGGCCUCCACGGGCACGCCAGCCAUGGUGGAUGCCAAUAGUGGGCUGGUGACAAAGCUCAGAGCCAGGGCGGCCUCAUGUUGCAAGGGAGCCGACCUCAAAUCUGUGCGCUGUAUCAUUCACCCGGAGUGGCUGUGCGCCCAGAAGUUAAGAAUGGGCCACGUCAUGGACGUGGUGGUAGACUCGGUCAACUGGAUCUGCUCCCGUGGCCUGAACCACAGCGACUUCACGACACUGCUCUAUGAGCUGGACAGUCAGUAUGGCAGCCUACUGUACCACACGGCCCUCAAAUGGCUGGGCCGAGGGCUGGUCCUCAGGAGGUUCUUCGAAUCCUUGGAGGAAAUAGACUCGUUCAUGUCUUCCCGGGGCAAACCUGUGCCCCAGCUCAGUUCUCGGGACUGGAUCCUGGACCUGGCCUUCCUAGUGGACAUGACGACGCACCUCAAUACACUGGAUGCCUCCCUCCAAGGCCAUUCACAGAUCGUGACCCAGAUGUAUGACUUCAUCCGGGCCUUCCUGGCAAAACUGUGCCUCUGGGAGACGCAUCUGGCCAGGAACAACCUGGCCCACUUCCCCACACUGAAAUCGGUUUCCCGGAGUGAGAGCGACGGGCUCAACUACAUCCCUAAGAUCGUGGAGCUGAAGGCCGAGUUCCAGAGGCGCCUGUCGGAUUUCAAGUCCUGUGAGAGCGAGCUCACCCUGUUCAGCUCCCCGUUCUCCACCACGAUCGACAGCGUGCGCGAGGAGCUCCAGAUGGAGGUGAUCGACCUGCAGUGCAACACGGUGCUGAGGACCAAGUACGACAAGGUGGGCAUCCCGGACUUCUACAAGCACCUGUGGAGCAGUUACCCCAGAUACAGGAGCCACUGUGCCAGGAUGCUGUCCAUGUUCAGCAGCACCCACAUCUGCGAGCAGCUCUUCUCCAUCCUGAAGCUGAGCAAGAAAGAGGCGCAGUGGGGCGCAGCGCUCCAGGUGGCCACGUGACGGAGCAGAGGGCGGAGCCUUCAAUUCCACUACUGCGGAGGCCAAGGCAGGAGGAUCUGAGUUUGAGUUUGAGGUCCGGCAGGGCUACCUAUCAAGACCCCAUUUCAAUAAAGAGAAGUUGCUGGAAGAGGAAAGGAAGGAAAUCCGGCCAUUCCUCUAUGUGGAGACCUAGAAUGUUCCAGACCUAAUAGCCUGUGAGACGAGAAUAGACCAUUAAACCUCUCCGUUUAAUGAAAAGAACGGUCCCUCUCCCCCCACUUUGAGUUGGGAUCCCAAUUUACACAUCACAGCUGUUCAGAUGACCUGUGACACCUGUCUGUAUCUGUAGUUUGGUAAAGCCCAUAACAGUUGUAGGUCCAGUGGCUGGCUCCUCUUGGCUUCACUGACCCAUGCCACUCAUCCACGCUGUCCCGUUUCAAAUAAACGC
Mus caroli (Ryukyu mouse) is the source of this 3452-nucleotide messenger RNA. NCBI's taxonomy places the organism in Eukaryota, Metazoa, Chordata, Mammalia, Rodentia, Muridae. The record is from RefSeq and is a predicted model, not a curated record.